AUGGACAUAAGCGUUGAUUUAUUUUACAAUGAUGAAAAUGUUGGUCCCAAAACUGAUGUGCUGCGCAUACGAAAAAGGCUUCGUGAUCACUCGAAUCCUUUGGAACUUCCAAGCACCAACUACUUUCGUUUAAAUAAGGAAGCAUUUGCCUUUUUGCUAAACGAGAUGGAGGAACAUUUCCAGAAACGUGUGCGAGGAACGGCUGUACCUCCCAUAUUGAAAUUAUGUGCAACUCUCAGGNUUAAUCGCAAAUAUUUUGCGUUUUACUUUUCCAAUCGCAAAAUUACGUGCUCCAAUAUUUGCAAAUCGGAAAAUUUUUGCGGUUUCAAAUCGGUUGCCGAUGAGACGGUGGAAUGA
Rhagoletis zephyria (snowberry fruit fly) is the source of this 357-nucleotide messenger RNA. RefSeq lists its product as uncharacterized. NCBI's taxonomy places the organism in Eukaryota, Metazoa, Arthropoda, Insecta, Diptera, Tephritidae. The record is from RefSeq and is a predicted model, not a curated record.